Messenger RNA from Meira miltonrushii, 1556 nucleotides. RefSeq lists its product as uncharacterized. Gene Ontology annotation, molecular function: GPI-anchor transamidase activity. Lineage: Eukaryota; Fungi; Basidiomycota; Exobasidiomycetes; Exobasidiales; Brachybasidiaceae. The record is from RefSeq and is a predicted model, not a curated record. The coding region runs from base 44 to 1078 and encodes 344 amino acids. Gene Ontology annotation, cellular component: GPI-anchor transamidase complex. The transcript has a single exon. Gene Ontology annotation, biological process: proteolysis; protein localization to cell surface; attachment of GPI anchor to protein.
GUUCAAAGCUUCUCCCAUCAUCACCAUCAAAAAGGCUUUAACAAUGACUCAAAUAAGGCGGCUGGCAGCUAUAAGCUUCUUGCUCGCAUUGGGAUCCAUAAUAACCGCUUUGAGCCUUCCAUUAUUAGCACCAUCACUGUUUGUCAGCGCAGCACAAGUUGAACAAGUACAAAAGUUCUUUAGCAAUCCUGAAACAACAAAUGGUCAAUACAACGAUGGUGGACAUACUAAUAAUUGGGCAGUCUUAGUAUGCGCUUCGAAGUUUUGGUUCAAUUAUAGACAUAUGGCAAACACGCUUGGGAUGUACAGAACAGUGAAGCGAUUAGGCAUACCUGAUUCAAACAUCAUUCUCAUGUUGGCCGAUGAUGCUGCAUGCAAUAAACGAAAUCGCUCUCCUGGCUAUGUUUGGAUGGAUCACGACAAAUCUUUGGACUUGUAUGGAGAAAGUGUGGAAGUCGAUUAUCGUGGCUAUGAAGUCACUGUCGAGACGGUCUUACGUGUCUUGACAGGAAGGGUGCCACCACACACACCACAAUCAAAACGAUUAGAAUCCGAUUCACGUUCAAAUGUGUUCUUGUACAUGACCGGACAUGGCGGAGAUGAAUUCCUCAAAUUUCAAGAUUAUGAAGAAAUCAGCGCUUUCGAUUUAGCAGAUGCGAUUGAACAAAUGUGGGAAAAGAGGCGGUAUAAUGAAUUAUUCUUUAUGAUCGAUACUUGUCAAGCCAAUACGAUGUAUAGCAAGAUCUAUAGUCCAAACGUUUUGGCCACAGGGAGUAGCGAAAAGGAUGAAAAUUCAUACUCACAUGGAACGGAUGAAAAUCUCGGUGUGGCAUUAAGUGAUCGAUUCACAUUGGAAGUGUUGAAUUAUAUGGAAAGCAUUAACAAAACUAGCACCAAGACGAUGAAGGACUUAUUCGAUUCAUUCGAUCCGGCCGUCAUUCACUCACAUCCUGGCGUACGUACAGACCUGCUACACAGAUCCACCGAUUCAAUUCGAAUCACUGAUUUCUUUGGCGGAGUUGCACAGGUUGAGCUGGAUCAUACUUCUGCCGGACAAGGGGUUCAAUUAACUUUUUAAUCUACAUCACCAACACAGAUCUUGCUACUUUUGCUUAAUCUCACAAGCAUGCUCAGAUGAAUGUACAAUAGAAUGUAUCUGCUUAUUGCGUACAAAUGAAUACAUAUACCCACCCAUCAUAGUGCCAAAUAAUCCUUCACCUCACUCUCUGUUAAUUUGCGGAAGCAUGGAAUUUGCUUUUGGCUCUGUCCGAUUGGUGAUUGUGUUGAUGUUCCGAUGAUACCGAUCUCGAUCGUCUUUUCCGUCAUCUGUCCCUCAAAUCCUUCUUUCAAUGUCAGCAGGGCUGUAUGGAUAGCAUCUUCUAAAGAAAUAUCGUCAUUAUACCGCUUCUCCAAGAAAGUCUUUGCAUUUGUCAUAUUUUUUCCGAUCGCACUUGCUUUCCACAUGAAAUAACUUCCAGAAGGAUCGACUUGGUAUAGAGAUGGUCCACGAGCGCUAUCGAAUCCUGCCACAAGAAGUGAAACACCAAACGGUCUCA